CAUGCAGACAAGAACCUGGAUACUGGCGCUGACUUUAUUUAUGGGCAUCUGUUUGAAGACAACUGCAGAACCACUUCGUGCUCAGUGCAAAGUUAUAUGCUGCAACAGACAAGGAGAUCAACUAGAAGACAUCGGAUUGUUUGGUAACUAUGCAGUUUUUGAACGAAGUCUGCCUAUUUUCGGCUUCUGGUGUUUAUAUUUUUUUCUGUCGCAGGGAAUUUCCUUCUCCGAAUCAUGGGCUAUGCUGGCAGACAAUGGCAUGAACUACUGCACCUUUUAUAACCUGAUCGAGGGAAGUGGGCUGGUAGAUGUUGAAGGUUAUAAGGAGUACACAAAUGAAUGGAUUUGUCUAGCAUAUUCGACCGCCAACUGCACCAUCUACUGA
Molecule: messenger RNA, 385 nt
Organism: Misgurnus anguillicaudatus (oriental weatherfish)
Lineage: Eukaryota; Metazoa; Chordata; Actinopteri; Cypriniformes; Cobitidae
Source: RefSeq, a predicted model, not a curated record